AUGGGUACAGCCUCUGUCCGCCGCAAUCUAUUCCACCAGAAUCUCAGCCGCCGUCCUGCCUCCGCGGGCCCACCUAAUGGCAACGUCCCUCAGCCGAACAACGCACUCUCCAACCACCCCUCGCAUAGGCCGAAACCGACAAGCUCGGACUCAUCCUCGUCGCGAAUCAUGAAAUUGACGGAGAACAAGGAGAUCGUUGUGCGGGACAAGAAUGGUGGUUACAAACUGGAUGUACCAUCCUUACCGCAUGCGCUGGUUGGCGAAGACGGGGAGGAACUGGGGGAGCUUGAUGCCGAGGAUGCAGGGGAGACCGGAUUUGACUCUUCAGAGCUAAGCGGGCGUGAGAAAGAAAAGAUCUUGGAUAUCGUCCACCAAAGUCUGCGCAAAAAAGUCGCCUCCUUGGAUGAUGACAAUUGGAUGUUUGAGGCAGAAAGGGAUGUGCGAUUCUGA
This is a messenger RNA of Penicillium maclennaniae, 450 nucleotides long. RefSeq lists its product as uncharacterized. The record is from RefSeq and is a predicted model, not a curated record. The transcript has 2 exons. The coding region runs from base 1 to 450 and encodes 149 amino acids. Lineage: Eukaryota; Fungi; Ascomycota; Eurotiomycetes; Eurotiales; Aspergillaceae.